UGGCCUUGUUAAUUUAUGAGGCCCAAAAUGUAAAAUAAAGAAAUUUGACACUUUUCUCAGAUGCCAAACACUCGCUGUUGGUUCCUGCAACCAAAAUGCUGAGAAGAAAACCGUCCAAAAUCGAAGUCAGAAUCGAAGAUAAAGAAGAACUCGAAGAAUCUCGCAGGCGCUCCACUGCAAUUUCCUCCACCUCAGCCACAACCGCUUCCACUUCCUCCACCGCUCUCCUCCACCUCCUCGAGCGCAAACAAACCAACCCCAACUCCAAAUCUCAGCGAAUCGGCCUUUCUCCUUGAAAAAUACAAAAACCAAUUAUGGAAGUGGAAGUGAAGUUGCGUUUACCUGAUGAAACCAAUUUUAACCGCCUCAAAUCCCUACUUUCACCAUUUCACCUCAAAACCCUAAACCAGCAAAACCUGUUCUUUGACUCUGACGCCGCCACUCUUUCCUCUCAACGUGCAGUACUACGAAUUCGUUUCUUCGAUAAAGAUUCUAGCUGCGUUAUCUCGCUAAAGGCCAGGCCUUUACUAAUCAAUGGUAUAAGUCGCGUUGAGGAAGAUGAAGAGGAAAUUGAUCCGUUAAUUGGUCGUGAAUGCCUGGCCGAUCCAUUAAAGUUAAGUUCGAUCGAAUCGAGGGUUUUGAGGAGGUGUAGAGAUGAGUUUGGAGUUUUGGGUGAAAUGAGUUUUGUGUGUUUGGGUGGAUUUGAGAAUGUUAGAGAAGUUUAUGAAUGGAGAGGAUUGAAACUAGAGGUGGAUGAGACUAAGUAUAGCUUUGGGGUUUGUUAUGAGGUGGAGUGUGAGACUGCUGAUCCUGAAGAGGCUAAGAGAGAGCUGGAAGGGUUUUUAAAGGAGAAUGGGAUUGAUUAUAAGUAUUCAGAGAUGUCAAAGUUUGCAGUUUUUCGAUCAGGGAAGCUGCCUUUGUUCUCCUGAAAUAUGGCAACUGUGGAGGGUCCUGUAAUGGAAGUGAGAGAGCAGAAAAAUUGGCUUCUUGGUGGGCAUUCAGUUGACAUUUGACAAUAAAUUAUGACUGUUCAUGUAUUAUUAUUGUCUUGUAAACUCCAACAGGAAACUAUUUUUCUUGCUAGCUAAUAAUACCAUAAUAUUCUGAUUUUUUAUUAUUA
Jatropha curcas is the source of this 1120-nucleotide messenger RNA. RefSeq names its product adenylate cyclase. The record is from RefSeq and is a predicted model, not a curated record. Lineage: Eukaryota; Viridiplantae; Streptophyta; Magnoliopsida; Malpighiales; Euphorbiaceae.